UACAAAGAUGGCGGACCGUCCACGAGAUUUGAAGCGCGUCUAACGGACGCCGGAGUUCCAUCACGACUCUUUCGUUUUUACAGUCCAAACUGUUUCGUGGGAAAUAUUUAGCCCAGUAAUCAUUGCUCGGUCGUCGAUAAAUAAAAGUCCGAUCGUUAGGUUUCGCGCUUUAGCCUGGGAAUAGAAGAAAAUGAGCGAUGGUAGAGUGGAACCAGCUGAUUGCUUUCGGAACUGCUCGCGGCCGCCAUGGCCGAUUAUGCCUAUCUUCUGUGUUGCGUGUUCUCUACCUAAUAGUCUAAUGGUGUGUACGGCCGUCAUUUCGGUAUUAUCGGUAAUGUCGAGAAAGGGAUCGUAGGAAUUACCUGGAAUUAUCGAAAGCUACACGCCGAGAGGGAAACCGUCCAACCGAUCUUUUGGCGACGCCACGAAGUGAGGUUAUAAAAUUUCGUUAGGCGAAAUUGAGGACGCGGUCAACGCGAACCCGUAAUGGCUUAACCCUGGGAGGUUCCUGGUUACUUUCCAUAUUUAUUGUUUAUCGCAGAGCUUGCGUCGAGGCUUCGUUGCCAGCCAGGGCUGUGGUUGCUGGUCGACUGGACGUUGGACGGAGUGUUUAUCUUUCCAUCUCCGGUUCACUGGAAUGCAAACUGCGUUGGACUGUCGGUAGGCUGAAGCGAUCGAGAGAUGAGGCUUUUAGGUUAAGCAACUGCAUCUUCGCAACACUCGGAAAGGAUUGACCAUGAUACAAUAAUUAAUAGACGUAACCAUGGAGGAAUACGACGCAUCGAGGAUAAAAGAAGACGCGACAAUGUCUGGCGAAGCGAUGCACGUGGCGAUCACCGAAGUGGUGAUAGAAGAGCCCGUGGAGAACCACUGCGUGAUAGAGAACAUGCAGUCGGACUCCGAAUGUACUGUGGCAAUGGUAAUCCCCAGCGAAGCCAGCGAGACCCCGUCGAACCACGAGCUGCUGAUGACAGUGCCUGUAGAAUAUUCCCAUCUAGCAGAAGAGCAGUUCACUGCCAACGUGGAGUUGAAAAGUGACUCAGACCAUGGAAUUAAAAGCAAGGCUGUAGAAAUCUUGUCGACUGACUAUACGGAGGAAGUUAUAGAAGUGGAAACGGUGCUCGACAAGUGCAACACUGAGCACGUAGAUGUAGACCCUUCGCAAAGUGUGGUAGGCAUAGAAGAAGCAAAAUACAAAGACAAAGCCCCGGUCAGCCAGGAUGUGUUCGACGAGCAGCCACCCUUCGUGUCGAAUAUAGAGAUAGUGGAAAUGAAAUUGGAGGAUGACAUUCCAAUGGAACUUGGACACUCUACGGAGUCUUCGGAGUUUGCAGUGACGGAGCAGGGAAAGAACGAAGAAAAUCAUCAGAUGGAUGUCAAGGAGUUAAAGAAUGGUGACAACGAAGCGACGGAAGCUGUGAAUAAGGUUAUUCUUUUAGAGAAGAAUACGAUGGAGGAAGAUAAUGUGGAGAAGGUGGAGCACACGAUCCUGGCCAGCAGCGUCUUCGGCAGGGAAACGGCUCCCCUGGGGGAGAUCGAAACAUCUACGAAGGGAGAUUUGCAUGGGCCGUUCAUCGUCAACAAAGUGAAUAUAGUUCUGGCUUCUUGUGACGGGGAGAAGGAAACGUUUGUCAGUGAGAAGUUUAUCGAUGGGCCGACGGAGAGAAUGUCCGAGUUGGACAUCGAUUACAAGGGCAGCACCGACAGCAACAAGGUCGAUGUCCCCACGAGCAUCGUCUUCCACCAGGAGUCUCCGAGCAACGUAGUGAACAGUGACCUGGCUUCCAUGCCGAAGCUGGAUGCCUUGUCGGAGAGCAGUGCGAAGCCAUGUAAGGGUAAGGAGGCUAUGCAGUCUCAAGGUGAACCUUCUCCAGGGAAUGGAGAGGCAGGGGAUCCUGAGAAUCUCCCAGAAGCUGCGACCCCAGGUAUACCAGAGAAGGUAGACCCAGGUGCGAACACCCUGGAGGGGGUCAGGAACGACCAGCGGAGGAGCGUCAUCCAGGACAUCUUCGAUGACUGGAGGGACGAGAACCCCGAGGAGGAGGGUCAGGUAGCCUCGAAGUCCCAGGACUCCGUCGAGAUCCAGCUGAAGAGCCUCCUGGACGAGGACUCGGUCAGCCAGAAAACCAAAGAGCUCAGGUCGGCGGACCCUGAGGAGAGCACCCAGACGAAGGGCAACCAGGAGGCAACUCCCGGGAAAGACCCUGAGGGGGAGACGGGGAAUUCUUCGAGGAAGGUGGAGCCUUCCGGGAAGGAGCCUGCGUCCAGGUCCACGACCAACCUGGGGAGGCACCCGAAGAGUCUGUCGAACGAGGUGGACCCGAAGAAAAGAACCCCAGCCCCAAAGCCCUUCCCCGGGCAGGUCACCCAGGAGGUGACCGCCGCCCUGAAGGAGCGGUUCCGGGAGAAGCAGAAGAACCUGGAGGUGCCCCAGGUUCCGGACAUCUUCUUCGUGAAGAAGAUCACCCAGAGGCUGUCCAGCAAGCUGUCCUCGUCGACGAGUUCUUUACCUUCGCUGAUCCCGCUGACGAAGGGGCCGCGCCCUGGGGAUGACGUCGAAGCGAGUACUGGAAGCGUGGAUAACAAGGAACUUCUGGCCAUCCUCGAGGGCGAUGUCGACCCGGACUGGUCGAACCUGAAGUCGCCGGCUCCGGAGGAGAGGAAGAGCCCCAAGAGUCAGGACGACCAGGCGAAGCUGGACCCGGCCACGGAACGGGAACUCGCCCUGAAGCAGCUCUUGCAGCUGCCGAGUUGCACCUUCAGGAAGGGUAGCCCUAAGAAGAAGAAGAAGCCCUCGAAGAGUGAGGAGCCGGAGAAGCUGGUGGAGAAGGUCGUCGAGAGCUCGGAGAAGAGGAACUCCGAGGAGGUGGACAAGCAGGUCGCUCAGGUCGACGAGGUCGCUCAGGAGGAGGAGGAGGAUCUUGAGGCGAAGACUCGCAAGGACGAGGAAGAACCCAAGACGUACAUCUCCAGGUCCAGCAGGAAGCGCAGGCUCACGGAGAAGGCUUUGGAACAGUUCGCGGUGAAGAGGCAGAAGGUCGUACACAGGAGUCCAACUCACAAAAGCGCGGAAGUUGGGAAAAAGGCCACCCAGGAGCAGAGCUCGAGUCCGGCUCGAGUCGAGGUCGCCUCGACGGGGAAGGCGUCGCUCCAGGACGUGGAGGACUCGUCGACGAGUUCGAAGAAGUCGACCGGGAAGCAGGAGGUCCCCGCGAAGGAGGACUCGGCCAACGGUAAGCGACCGAAGCCCUCCUCGUCGAAGAAGCAGUCCCCACCGAAGAAGAAACCUCCCCCGAAGAAGCCACCCGAGUCUACGAAGAUCUCGAAGAAGUCCUCGAAGUCGUCUUCGAAAUCCCCCAAGAGGUCCUCCGAGGGGACAGAGGCAAAGCCGCCGAAGAAGAGGCUGCCCAUCAACGAGAUCGACCGACUCCUGCAGGACGAGGGAGUGGUGAACCUCCUCUACGAGGUCGAGCAGCCCGACAAGAAGCGGCUGGUCCCGGUCGCGAAGACGCAGGCCAAGGUCAUGGACAUGCAGAAGGUCCAGAGGGAGCUAAAGAUCCGCACGAAGCUGGUGAGGAACGCCGUCCUGAGGCUGCGCACUUCGGGGUCGGGCCCGUCGAAGGCGACCCCGCGGUCCAAGAGGUCGACCUCGAGCUUCUCCCUCGAGUCCCCGGGGAAGAGGGAGGACUUCGUCGUCCCGGCCAGGAUCAGGAACGCGGCGGAGGCCUCGGUGAUCGUCCGGAGGCAUUCCUCGAGCUCGUUCUCCAGCGCGUCUGGCAGCCCCAGGGUCAGCGUCGAGUCCAAGGAUCCUCUGCGACAGGCCAAGGACUACCAGGAGAAGAUGGCCGAGGCACAGAGUACCGAGGCGACCGGCCACAGUCUAAGGAGCCUUCAGGCCUCGAAGAAGAGAGCCGUCCAGGACGAGGUCGCCCGACAGGCGUCCUCGAAGAAGAAGAAGCCGCGUCCCCAUGGCAACGAGGACGCGGCCGAGGCUCCGCCCCCCGUUGCCAUGGCGACGCGGUCCAAUAGGAAGCCGGCUGCGCGCGCAGGCGAGCGACCACGUGACGAUGUGAUCGAGCUGAGCAGUAGCAGCGAGGACGAGGCCGAGGACAAGAGCAAGAUCGUCACCCGCAGCAACGGCGCCGCCAGGAAGACCGCGAAGAAGGCCACGAGGAGCAAGGUCACCUUCGCCAAAGAGGAGGACGAGGUCGAGGAUAAGGACGAUAAGGACGAACUCUCGGCGUGCCUCGCAGAGGCCGCCACUGCGCUCUCCGACGUCAGCGCCGGAGGCAGGGCUACUGUUAACCAUAAGAAUAAGGGCAGUGUAAAUAUCAACGAGGUGCAGGAAGCUGAGGAGGUGCAAGUUAAGUCCGGAGCGGAGAGUCAGUUUAGUAACAAGGAGGUCAACGUUCGACGGCACGGCAACCUGGUCCAGUUGAUCCUGACCCCGUCCACGUCGAGUAAACUCAGGAACGGAAUCACGGUCCAGGUUAUGAAGGAGCUGUGCGACACCCUCUCGAUACUCAGGAACGAUGACGCAUGUCGGAUAGUGCUGUUGACGUCGACCGGGUCCAGCUUCUGCGAGGGCCUCGAAUUGUCAGGUCUUCUGCAGGCGAACAAGGAGGAACGCCGAAUUCGCGCCCAGGAUAUGGCCAAUAGCGUCAAGGAGUUCAUCAAGAAUUUGGCAGCGUUCAAUAAGCCAAUAGUCGCGGGGGUCCAGGGUGCGGCUGUUGGACUCGGCGUGACGAUUCUGCCUUUGUUCGACCUGGUGAUAGCCAGUGAUAAGGCGACCUUCAGUACGCCGUAUGGGAAACUGGGACAGAUCGCCGAAGGCGCCGCCAUUUUCACCCUUUCCCACAUCCUAGGGAACGCCGUGGCAAGCGAGUUGCUGCUGGGCGGGAGAACGUUAACGGCUAACGAGGCGUUAAGAGCGGGACUCGUUACGAGGGUUUUAUGGCCCGAUCGGUUUCAGCUGGAAUUGCUGCCUUCUUUGCGAUCCAUGAGCGAUCAAUCCUCACAGUCCAUGGAAGCGACGAAGGCUCUUCUUCGUCAGAAUCUCCGCAAGAAGCUGGACGCGGCUUUGGAGUCGGAGAGUUACAUUUUAGUGCAGCACUGGUGCUCGACGGAGUGCCAGGCGGCGAUAAAAGCCUACAUCGAGGAGAGGAUCUAAAGCGGAUUUUAGAAGGGAGAGGGAAGAUAACGAGGUCGAGAUAUACCCUGACGAAUUUUUUCCGUGAGAAGGAGAGGCAGUACUGGCGCUCCAUGGUAGAGACCUACCUUGAGGAAGGGAUCUAGGUCGAGUUCUUCCAUGAAGAACAUGAAGAGAUUAAAAGGCAGGUCUGGUCUGAGAUGAAGUGCCAGUCGAACGUGGAAAUGUUGAAGAGGGAGCACUUUGUCGGCGUCGUCAUCCUGUACGCCUUGAAUAAUGCACUUGGUGCAAAACUCAACCGAGCAUCAUGGUCUCUUUCGCCGAACCAACUCUUACAUCUUGUUUUGCAGAGUUUUAGGAGAAGAAAAGGCAGGUCAGGUUUAAGAUGAAGUGGCAGUCGGACGUGGAGAUGUUGAAGAGGGAGUUGAAUUUGCAUGAGAGGGUUCCAAUGUUGAGUUUUAUCUUGAACAGUGAUAUGAGAAGGAAAACAGUACUGGUGUUCGAUGAAGUACCAAUAAGAUGUGGUAAUGAUGUCGAAGAGGGAUUUGAAUUUGCAUGAGAGGAUUACAAUAUCGAAGUCUACCCUGAAGAUUGUUAUGAGAAUGAAAAACAAUACUGGUGUUCGAUGAAGAGUGUUACGGGAAGGAAAAACAGUACUGGUGUUCGAUGAAGAGUGUUACGAGAAGGGAAAACAGUACUGGUGUUCGAUGAAGUACCAAUAAGACGUGGUAAAGAUGUCGAAGAGGGAUUUGAAUUUGCAUGAGAGGAUUCCAAUGUCGAUGUCUACCCUGAAGAGUGUUACGAGAAGGAAAAACAGUACUGGUGUUCGAUGAAGAGUAUUACGAGAAGGGAAAACAGUACUGGUGUUCGAUGAAGUACCAUUAAAACGUGGUAAAGAUGUUGAAGAGGGAUUUAAAUUUGCAUGAGAGGAUUCCAAUGUCGAUGUCUACCCUGAAGAGUGUUACGAGAGGAUAAAAUAGUACUGUUGUUCGAUGAAGUACCAAUAAGACGUGGGAAGGAUGUCAAAGAAGAAGUUUAAUGAAUUUGUAAGCGAGGAUUCCAAUGUCGAAUUCUACAUAUUCACAUUGUAAAGUUUGAAACGAUUUAGUACACUCAGUUAAGAGAAAAGUUAGAAAAGGGAGACUUCUUUGACGCUACAUUCACAUCCCCUUAAUGGCUAAAUACAUUUUUUAAUCUUCCUUGCGCGUUAUCAUAGUUAUAUCAUUCUAUAGAACGUCGGGAAUCCUCGGAGUAAGAAGUUCUCGUUGUAAAUUAUAAUACGUAGGUCUGACUCUUCGGAUUCUUGAAAUCCUUAUAGCAUUGUCUUCGCCAGGAUCGAUUGCUUCGAUCAGAUCAUGCGAAAAUAAUUCAAGGGCUAUUGUGCGACCUGUAAAUAAUGUUGAACCUAUCAACCUAGUGUUGGACCUUUCAAUUAUCAUUUGGAGGAGGUCGACGGGGGUGUGAUAAUAAAAAUGUCGAAAUUUAUAUUUUUUAACGAUCAUCCUAGUGUGUACACGACGGCACUCCGAUUAUUUAAAGGUACAAAAUAACUUUUAUCGUCUAAUCGCUCGCGUAUGUUUGAAUAUACCAUUUGAAAGUCUGAUAUGGAAUAAAUAUACGUUCAUUAGGUUAUGUGUUCGAUUAAUAUAUCGAGGUGUAGUUUAAUUAAGGAGAAAGAAAUAUAUGCAUGCUUAUGUGGCACGUUUAUAUUGUACAUAUAUGUAUAUUAUAUAUCUACUUAGAUUUUACAUAGGUGGCGAAGAAUUAAUCACGUAUAGAAAUUCUCACCAUGCGUAGAAAUAAUUAUCAGUACGUGAGUCCUUUUAUUUUAAAUUAGGUUAGCUUUAGGGGUUCUCGUUUCAAGGAUUUUCAUUUCUAUGAGUCCUCUUUGAUAGGAAUUAUUAUAUUAAAUUGUCCUUGGCAAACUUUAA
Molecule: messenger RNA, 7080 nt
Organism: Orussus abietinus
Lineage: Eukaryota; Metazoa; Arthropoda; Insecta; Hymenoptera; Orussidae
Gene: HIPP1
Product: titin
Exons: 11
Coding region: 764-5170 (1468 amino acids)
Source: RefSeq, a predicted model, not a curated record